Messenger RNA from Corythoichthys intestinalis (scribbled pipefish), 5282 nucleotides. RefSeq names its product gastrula zinc finger protein XlCGF57.1-like. The coding region runs from base 133 to 1506 and encodes 457 amino acids. Gene Ontology annotation, biological process: regulation of transcription by RNA polymerase II. Gene Ontology annotation, molecular function: RNA polymerase II cis-regulatory region sequence-specific DNA binding; DNA-binding transcription factor activity, RNA polymerase II-specific. NCBI's taxonomy places the organism in Eukaryota, Metazoa, Chordata, Actinopteri, Syngnathiformes, Syngnathidae. Gene Ontology annotation, cellular component: PcG protein complex; chromatin; transcription regulator complex. The record is from RefSeq and is a predicted model, not a curated record. The transcript has 2 exons.
GCUUGAUCAUUUCCACUUCCGGUUCACUUGAGGCAGCGUCCGUGUACCCUCAUCAGACUUGCAGUUUUUUCGUGUUCCCUUCUCUCCACCUAACAAACUCUGUCAAAGCAUUCGCAUCGGUGUCCAGCAGACAUGACUGAAGAAGAUCUUCACCCUGAGAAACACAAUCCCCUCCACUUUAAACAGGAGUCGGAGAUGUUGUACAUCAAACAGGAAGUGGAGCCAGUCAUCCACUACAUUAAAGAAGAAGAACAGGAAGAGAAAAUAGCCAAGUGUACACUGACCGUCAGUGUGAAGAGCGAAGAAAAUGAAGGUCCUAGUGACGUGAGCGGAUCAGCGAAACAUUCGAGCGACAGCUCAUUUCAGCACCCUACAACAAAAGAAAAAGGACGUUCGCAACCGGACGGUCUCUUAGCUCCGCUCUCGGACAGCGACGACGUAACGUCACACUCUUCUGACACUGAUACUAAUGAGGAGGAUGUUGACUUUGACCAAAAUGCUUUGAAAUCCUUAAACAAGUCAUCAUUGAAAAGAGAUGUAAAAGAAUGUGCGGCUGGGAAUUCGUUUCCCUGCACAAUUUGCGACAAAGGAUUUUCUCGGAAGAGUCAUUUAGAAAGUCACACCCGUACACACACUGGAGAAAAGCCUUUCAUCUGCACAUGUUGUGGUAAAAGAUUCACCCAGAAGGGAAGUUUAAACGCGCACACAAGAACACACACUGGAGAGAAGCCUUUCUCCUGCUCACUUUGCGAUAAAAGAUUUUCUAAGAAGAUGCUGUUAGAAAAACACACGCGUACACACACUGGAGAAAAGCCUUUUGUCUGCACACUUUGCGACCAAAGAUUUUCUCAGAAGUCUCAUUUAACAACACAUAAGCGUAGACACACUGGAGAGAAGCCUUUCUCAUGCACUCUUUGCGACAAAGGAUUUUCUCGGAAGGCUAAUGUUGAAAUGCAUAUGCUUACACACACUGGAGAAAAGCCUUUUGUCUGCACACUUUGCAAAAAAACAUUUUCACAGAAGUGUAAUUUAAUAAUACAUAAGCGUACACACACUGGAAAAAAGCCUUUCGUCUGCACAUAUUGUGGUAAGAGAUUCACCCAGAAUGGAAGUUUAAACGCACACACAAGAACACACACUGGAGAGAAGUCUUUCGCCUGCACACUUUGUGAUAAAAGAUUUUGUCAGAAAACUGAUUUGGAGAGGCAUAAGCGUACCCACACUGGAGAAAAACCUUUUGUUUGCACACUUUGCAGAAAAAGAUUUUCUCUGAAGUGUCAUUUAAUAAUACAUAAGCGUACACACACUGGAGAAAAGCCUUUUGUCUGCACAUGUUGUGGUAAAAGAUUCAGCGACAAGAGAAAUUUGAACCAACAUAAAAGAGCACACAGUGGAGAGAAGCCUUUUGGCUGCUCACUUUGUGGUAAAAGACUCAGUCGGAAGAGAGAUUUAGUAUCGCACGCAAGAAGCCACACUGGGGAAAAACCUUUGGAUUGCAGUGUUUAACAAGAUAUUCAAAUUCCUGCCACAUAUUUACAGUGGAAAAAGCUUUUAAACUUUCUUUUUCAGUUUCCCUUGAGCCUCUUCUGAGAAAGUGGUGAAAUGAUUUUGCAGGUCCUGGCCUUUUUCACAACUAUCCAAUAAUUUUUUUUUUUUUUUUUUUUGAAAUCGAACAGAUUGGGUUUAGUUUAGGUUUGGUUACUUCAUAUCAAGCUUGAUCUUCUGUUUUAUAUUAUGACUUUUCUUCUACUUUAAUUUACUCAGAUUUAGCUUUUGUCCCCUGUAUUUGUUGCUUUUGUAUACUCUUGUCAUGUGACCUUGAGCGUCUUGGAAGGCGCUUUGAAACAACACUCAUUACACUGGUCAAUAUUCAAAUUUGUACAUGAAAUAUACUAUUUGUAGCUAAAUUGAGGUUAUUGAAUGCAUUGCAAGUGUCUGAAUAUAGAAAUUGUCUCUAGUUUGCGAGUUCGUACAGUUUAAAUCAUCUCAAUGAGAAUAUUUUAAUAUUUCGUAUUGGAAUAGUGUAUUUCCUUCAGGACACAAAAGACUGACACAUGGUGGAAAACACUCAGGUAGCUUGAAGUUCCGCUCUGAGACCCCCUAUUUGGCCAAAUUUCAAAAUUGUUCGAUAUGCAUGUGUGAUACAUCAUUGGAAAGCUUAAAAUCUCAAUUUUAUGGGGUAAGAAAAUUUUUGAACAGGUUGGCAUUUUUUAAAGAAAAAAAGUUUUUUAAACGGCAAAACCCUAUCUGGAGGUGAGAGCACACGAGAGCAGAAUUACAGACGCCAUGACUAACGAGAUAUUAUCGCGUACUUACAGUGGGGCAAAUAAGUAUUUAGUCAACCACUAAUUGUGCAAGUUCUCCCUCUUGAAAAUAUUAGAGAGUGCUGUAAUUGUCAACAUGGGUAAACCUCCACCAUGAGAGACACAAAAUGUAAAAAAAAACUCAGAAAAUCACAGUUUGAUUUUUAAAGAGUUUAUUUGCUAAUCAUGGUGGAAAAUAAGUAUUUGAUCAAUACCAAAAGUUCAUCUCAAUACUUUGUUAUGUACCCGUUGUUGGCAAUAACAGAGGCCAAAUGUUUUCUGUAACUCUUCACAAGCUUUUCACACACUCUUGCUGGUAUUUUGGCCCAUUCCUCCAUGCAGAUCUCCUCUAGAGCAGUGAUGUUUUGGGGCUGUCGUUGGGCAACACGGACUUUCAACUCCCUCCACAGAUUUUCUAUGGGGUUUGAGAUCGUGAGACUGGCUAGGCCACCCCAGGACCUUGAAAUGCUUCUUACGAGGCCACUCCUUUGUUGCCCUGGCUGGGUGUUUGGUAUCAUUGUCAUGAUGAAAUACCCAGCCACGUCUCAUCUUCAAUGCCCUUGCUGAUGGAAGGAGAUUUUCACUCAAAAUCUCUCGAUACAUGGCCCCAUUCAUUCAUUCCUUUACACAGAUCAGUCGUCCUGGUCCCUUUGCAGAAAAACAGCCCCAAAGCAUGAUGUUUCCACCCCCAUGCUUCACAGUGGGUAUGGUGUUCUUCGCAUGCAAUUCAGUAUUCUUUCUCCUCCAAACACGAGAACCUGUGUUUCUACCAAAAAGUUCUAUUUUGUUUUCGUCUGACCAUAGCACAUUCUCCCAGUCCUCUUCUGGAUCAUCCAAAUGCUCUCUAGCGAACCGCAGAUGGGCCUAGACGUGUACUGGCUUCAGCAGGGGGACACGUCUGGCAGUGCAGGAUUUGAGUCCCUGGCGGCGCAUUGUGUCACUAAGUCCCUCCGUGUGGUUCUGGGAUUUUUGCUCACCGUUCUUGUUAUCAUUUUGACGCCACGGGGUGAAAUCUUGCAUGGAGCCCCAGAUCGAGGGAGAUUAUCAGUGGUCUUGUACGUCUUCCGUUUUCUAAUAAUUGCUCCCACAGUUGAUUUCUCUACAACAAGUGUUUUUACCUAUUGCAGAUCCCCCCUAGAUUCAGUCUUCCCAGCCUGGUGCAGGUCUACAAUUUUGUUUCUGGUGUCCUUCGACAGCUCUUUGGUCUUGGCCAUAGUGGAGUUUAGAGUGCCUCUUUGACAGCCAGAAAUCUUGCUUGUUUGUAGGUGACCAAAUACUUAUUUUCAACUCUAAUUUGGAAAUAAAUUCUUUAAAAAUCAAACAAUGUGAUUUUCUGUUUUUUUUUUUACAUUCUGUCUCUCAUGGUUGAGGUUUACCCAUGUUGACAAUUACAGGCCUCUCUGAUCUUUUCAUGUAUGAGAACUUGCACAAUUGGUGGUUGACUAAAUACUUAUUUGCCCCACUAUACCUUGUUUCGAUCCAAAAACUCCAUGUAGCAUUUAUCACUGAGUGUCAAGACACCGCUAUGAAUGGCCACAGCUGUAUUUUGGGGGGAUUUUAUGGAUGAAACAUGGUAAUAUAACAAGAAUCGCGAUGCAGAAAUCACAGACAUCAAGGAGUGGUCGAGAUUUUCUUUUUCAUAUAUUUACCCCUUUAAACGUUUUUUUCUUUUUUUUUUCAAAUGUUCUUUGUUUGGAUCGAUUAUUAUCAUCUAACAUAUCGAAGAAAAUUUGACAGUAACAAAAAAAAAAAAAUUAAGCAAUUGUUAUGAGGUAGAUAUCCGUGCCUUUUUUACAGACACCAUUUUUUUCAUUGUAACAUUUGUUUAAAAGUUUAAACUGCGAGUGAAUAAUUUUUUUUUUUUUUUUUUUUAAGGAAAUAUUAGACAUCAAUUCAUGACUAAGCAAAAAAUGACAAACAUUUUGAAGAAUAAAUAUAAUUGAUUACCUUCGUUUUAUGGCUGGGUUGAAACAAGCGGUUGCGCGACGUCUGUAAACGGCGGUUUCCAGGGUAAAACGGACAAAUGAAAAAUAGUUCGAGGGCUUAAUGCGCCAUGAAUCUGCUAUGGCAGCAUGUAGACAUAUUGUUCUAUAUUGUUCUAUCAAACACAAGAGUUGUUUUGGCUUAAAUACAGCAGUUUAUUUUAAAGGGGUGCAAGAGCAGAAACUGCUUUUUCAGCCUUGUCAGUGUUUUCCGCCAUAUCCAAGAACAGUUUAUUUUAACAAUAAUGUUUUGUGUAGUUUUAAACAUCUUUUUCACUUAUUAUCUUUGCACUGUGUAGUAGAAUCUCCCCACAAUCUCAAUGUACAUUGUAUGAUGAAAAUAAAAGCCAUCCAUCAUCCCCCACUUAAUCCAAAGUCAGGGCGCGGGGGCAGCAGCUUUAGCAGGGAAGCCGAGACUUCCCUCUCCCCAGCCUCUCGCUGGUGGGAUAUGCCCGGAACACCUCUCCAGGGAGGCGUCCAGGAGGCUCUUGAUUCAUUAUAGAAUUACUAGACUUUUUUUUUUUUUUUUUUAAUUACUAUUCAUUUUCUCCCCAUACUUCCUCUAUUGUGAACCAGUUUUUUUAGAGCUUGUUAUGUACUUACAUUUAUAUGUUUACGUGUAUGCAUUAUGUAGCCUUUUACUAUUAGUCAAAGCAAUCAUGCAUUCACAUCCUGGUUAGUUUUAACAUAUACCAUUUGGUGUCAUUAGAGUAAGCUCAAUUAUCUUAGUCCUUUAAAGACCACAAAGGUGUAACAUUAACCCCCCUCAGUCUACUCAAGUCUUUGUUCAUCUAAUCGGGGGAAGUCACAAGACAACCCCCAGAACUGUUCCUUGUUGACCAAUGGUUUGAAUGAGUAAACGCCCACUAGAUUGUAAAAUGUGAGGUAUAUAUUGGAGUCAGAUUCUGAAAUGUGUGUGCCUCAUUCAUUAAAACGUGUUUGUUGUUUGACCGAACCCUGAGACUCCCCGUAUUUGUGUGUCGACUCCGUUUUUAUG